AACACGAGCUUUCCAGCUAUAUGUACAUUUAAAGUGUUAAUCAAGAUAGAUUUCGUCCUUAAUCACCCAAAGAUUUAUUUAGUUUACGUCAUCCAAUGUAAAAUAAAAAGAGUCAUCAGGUGUUACCUCAUCCUUCUUGCUUGCGGAUUCGGCCAUAGAACUUGAGUGUCAAAGAGAACUAAUUCAGGCUAGGCGACGGAGAAAGUCAAAAGGUGGGGGAAAGAGUUCCAUGCCAUGUCCUUUUCGUACGAACCAACCUCCCAGACUUUGAGAGCAUCAUUACCUUACCAACCAUGAACAAGAAGGAAAAACCAAACAAUUAACCACAAUCAAAAUAGUUUAGAAACCCUUAAAGAUCGAAGAACUUUUAAGCAACCUUUCGAAUCAGGAAUCCGUUUUAGUGAUGUGUUCGUCAGAUGAAUUUCGAGAUUGUCGGCUCAACAAGUUGAUCAUAAGAGUUUGGAGAGGUUACUUAAGAGGCUAGUUAGGAACGACAUCCAUGGCCACUUUGAUUUGCUAGGAGUGUACGACCAUACUACAUGUACUAUAUAUAAGUGGUCGUUUGCUUCAAGGAUUUUAUAACGAGGGUUUUGUCAUGGAUUUACUAAUUAAAAACCUGGAAAUUUAUUAGGGAUUUUGGGCAUUAUGGAUUUGAGGAAAUCCUUUGUUUGUUGAGUUAUUUUAAUCAUGGAUUUGAUGGUUUUUCAGCUUGACUCCAAAUCCCAGGGUAUGAAGUGAGAUUUAUAAAACCGUGGGGCCCAUGGAUUUGGAGCAAAAAAAACCCCAAAUCUGUGGGGCCCACAAAUUUAUCUAAAUAUUUUUUAACAAAGCAAACAACGGAUUGUGUGUAAAUCCAUGAUGGUUGGUUUUUUGGUACGAAAUCCAUAAUGCAAAUCUUUGAAGCAAACGACCCCUAACUCAUGAUCAACCAUCACAAGAUUAAUUAAAAUACUUUAUUUCACCAAAAUUGUUGUUAAAGAGUACGAUCACUUUGAUUUUGUUAUAACGCGACCACUUAUAACAUGACCACGCUACGCGUGUACUAUAACUCUCACAGUCAACCAUCACAAGCAAUGCAUUUUAUUUCACCAAAAUUGCUACUAACGAACGCACACUUACAAACAUUAAUUUAACCCGAAUUUUAGAAAUCACACAGACAAUGAUCGUUAAGUAUAGAAGUUUGUAGAUUUACUGCAGCGGAAGAAAAAAGAAACCCUUGGUAAGUACACUGAAUAUAAUCCAAUAAAUUGAAGAAAAAAACCAAACAUGGUGGGAAAAAUCAAACGAAAGGAAAAUUAGAAAGGAGUCGCUUGCCUCUCUCCCUCGCUCUCUCAGGUCAAGCAUCGCAUCCGCGUUUUUAGUCGCACCAUAUUUUAAAAAACAAAACAAAAAUAUUUCACUCGCACCGAUCCCUCUCUCUUUGCUUAAAUACCUCCCAAAUCCACAACCCAUUUCCUCAGAACAAACAUCUCCCUCUUUUUCCUUCUCUCUCUCAAUCUCAAUCUCAAUCUCAAUCCUCAACUCGAACAACGACAACCGAUCAUAUAUAUAUACGACCUUCGGUUUUCCGAUAAUGACGGCGGAGAAAUCCCGGUGGGCUGCCUUCCUCUCCAGCUGCCUAUUCGGCUCCCAAGAAGAAACCACAACCCAUGAUCGGAAAACCCACAAGAGAAAGAAGACGACAAAAAACAAGAAGAAGACGCCCACGUCAUCACCCUCCUCCUCCCCCAAUCCCAAGAAGCAGCACGUCACGACAACGACGACCGGCCGGGUCUCCAUCUCCGACCUCAGCAACCCGGACUCCUCGCUGCUGCUCUCCUCCGCCGACCUCUCCGUCUCCCUCGCCGGCUCCAACCUCCACGUCUUCACCCUCGCCGAGCUCAAGGUCAUCACCCAGAGCUUCUCCUCCUCCAACUUCCUCGGCGAGGGCGGCUUCGGCCCCGUCCACAAGGGCUUCAUCGACGACAAGCUCCGCCCCGGACUCCUCAAACCCCAGCCCGUCGCCGUCAAGCUCCUCGACCCUGACGGCCUCCAGGGCCACCGCGAGUGGCUCACCGAGGUCCUCUUCCUCGGACACCUCCGCCACCCGCACCUCGUCAGGCUCCUCGGCUACUGCUGCGAGGACGACCACCGCAUGCUCGUCUACGAGUACAUGCCGCGCGGCAGCCUCGAGAACCACCUCUUCCGCCGCUAUGCGGCGUCGCUUCAGUGGUCAACGAGGAUGAAGAUCGCUUUGGGAGCGGCCAAGGGGCUCCAGUUCCUCCACGAGUCCGAGAAGCCGGUGAUCUACCGCGACUUCAAGGCCUCCAACAUCCUCCUGGACUCGGACUACACGGCCAAGCUGUCAGACUUCGGGCUGGCGAAAGACGGGCCGGAAGGGUCCGACACCCACAUCUCGACCCGGGUCAUGGGGACCCACGGCUACGCGGCCCCAGAGUACAUCAUGACGGGCCACCUGACGUCGAUGAGCGACGUGUACAGCUUCGGGGUCGUACUGCUGGAGCUGUUGACGGGAAGAAAGGCGGUGGACAAAGGUCGGCCCCAGAGAGAGCAGAGCCUGGUGGACUGGGCCCGGCCCAUGCUCCUGGAGCCCAGGAGGCUGAGCCGGAUCAUGGACCCAAGGCUCGAGGGGCAGUACUCCGAGACAGGGGCCAGGAAGGCGGCGGCACUGGCGUACCAGUGCCUGAGCCACCGGCCCAAGCACAGGCCCACCAUGAGCCUCGUGGUCAAGACGCUGGAGCCUCUCGAGGACUACAAGGAUUUCGCCGUGGGGACUUUCGUGUACGUGGUCCCCACGGCGGAGACCAAGAAUGGUGUUGGUCAAAAGGAGUUAGGUGAGGAGGAUAAGGUGGCGGAAAGUGAUGGGAAGAAGAAGGAAGAAGGUGGACAAGAACAGUAUCAUCAUAGACAUAAGCUCCACCGUCGAGAGGGCGGCGGAAGGAAGCAACGCCGGAGUUCGCCGCCGACGAGUCGGGAGGAAGAAGGUGGGUACAACAAGCAGAGUCCUCGAUCCGACAGAUUGAACUCUCCGUUGCAUCCAAAAGCCAAAGGAGCAUGAUUUUUUUUUUUUUUUUGUUCUUGUUUUUCUUUUAUAAUUAGAAACAAUUUUUUUACUACUAUAGUGUUGCAAGUGUAUAUUUUUUGGCAGUGUAAAUAGAUACAUGUGGAGUUUUCUUCAACUAGGAUUAAUCAUGUAGAAAUUGAGAUUGUAUUUGAUGAGGAGAAUUGUUCAACAUGGACAUGUUCCGGACCAAGUCAAAACCAGUAAGCUGUUAACAAGUUUGAGACAUGGUGUGGGGAUUUUCAGUUGUAUAAAUGGGAAUGGAGUCAAAGAAACAGCUAGGCCGAUUCUGAAAUGGAGAAGGAGAACUCGCGCGGAAAUUACCUGCCUGCCUUGUUGACCUUCCAAUCGUUGAGGUUGCGCGGGAAACAGAAGUUGGUGCCUUGGUGUUGGUGGUGAAGAAGAUUCAACCUGACGUAGCUGAUUUUGUAACCGUAACUCAGAAGCUCUAUAGGCUCAUUUUCUUUGGAGGCGGGAGGCAACUGAGAUUCAUCAUCUGCAUUUAACUUCUCAGCUGCCACAGCCUGACAGGCAGUGGUAGAGGUAGGGAUGGCAACAAAACCCGAACCCACGGGUACCCAUCCGACCCAACCCGGUCAACGCGGGUAAAAUUCGUGUUGAUGGGUUUUGGGCCGGGUUUGGGUUUAAACCCGUUCACUAUUCACCGGGUUGGGUUUGGGUUUAGGUAAACCCGACCCAUGGGUAUCCGCCCACACCCAUAUAAUUAAUUUUCUCGGUAUAUUUAAUAUUCUAAACAACUAAUCUUAUUUAUGUUUGUGGAGACAUGUCUAAUUUUUUCUUUCUAAUUGUGUAGAAUGAAGUUGAUAUUAUCGAGUGGAGAGUGAAGAAACUUAAUUGAAAGGAAGAAGCUUUCAAUUAAUUAUGUUAUUUAUG
This is a messenger RNA of Linum trigynum, 3955 nucleotides long. Lineage: Eukaryota; Viridiplantae; Streptophyta; Magnoliopsida; Malpighiales; Linaceae. The record is from the annotation of a GenBank genome assembly.